Messenger RNA from Adineta ricciae, 1155 nucleotides. The record is from the annotation of a GenBank genome assembly. Lineage: Eukaryota; Metazoa; Rotifera; Eurotatoria; Adinetida; Adinetidae.
AUGUCAACGAAAUCCGUGGAUAUUAACGAUCAACCUCUACUAACCACAUCUAUCAAAAUUGAAAAUGAUGCAGAUGACGAUGUCUUAUACGAUGAAUCAUCCGAGAUAAUUAACCGAAAUGAUUACUUUUCUAAUCUACCGUCAACAUCUACCUCAGUUAUUGCAUCUUUGUCAUCGGCUUACAAAGGCAAGAUUGAAGUCACCAGUAAAGGACGUCGAAAAAUUUUCGAUGGAGUUCGAUGGCAAAUACUAUGUCGAAGACCAGAAUGUCGAAAGCAAACGAAUAAGAAGUCACUCUGUAUAACCCACUACAAAGAAGAAUAUGAAACAUCGAUGGCUCGUGCAUCACCUUGGUCAAAUAAUCUUUCAUUGUUUCAAGUGCCAACGUAUCGAAAAGAGCAACAGUUAUUUCAUUCGAAGUCAAUUCAAAACCAUCUGGAAGAUCAAAAUAAUACCAUAAGCACAACAGAUAGUAUUGAUAAUAAUGAACAACUGCCAUUCAAUACAUCUUCUCAUCAAAUGAUCAACCCAGAACAAAUCGAACAUAUUGAAAAUGGUCGGCGUACUUUAUUGAAAAAUAAACGAUGGGCACCAUUAUGUAAAUAUGAUCAUGUUUGUCGAAAUCACGCUAAAUAUGACUCCCUUUGUAUCAAACACUAUGAAAUCACACAAAAAAGACGACGAAAUCUACUGAAAUUCCAUAAUUAUGAUAAACUACAUUUGCAUUCCAAUGUGUACGAUGAAUAUCGAACAGUAUUCACGGAUAAUAUAGCUAAACGUUUGAAAUCGAAUAAUGAACUUCAAACAUCUCCUUCAUCAGUUACCGAACAGUUUGAAAUAAACAGUAACGAAAAUAUCCAUAUGUCGACUGGAUCGUUGGAAAAUAAUUCGCGCUUAUUGACAUCAAGAUCUCCCGGUGAAGAAUCAACAUCUUUGAAGAAGCAUCUACAUAAUACUUUAUCAAAAUCUUUUCCGUGCGAUAAACAAAAUACUGAUCAAUCCGUCCAAACUGAUCUAAGCAUUCCAUUGUGUUGUCGCAUUCAUCAGAAUGGUCAUUCAUUCUAUUCGACAUGUAAACAUUAUAAGUCAACCAUAAAUACCAAGUCCGAGCCACAAUGUAUCGAGAUCAAUUUAUUUACAUCAAAAUUUCUAUGA